Tyto alba (common barn owl) is the source of this 5556-nucleotide messenger RNA. RefSeq names its product ubiquitin specific peptidase 31 (gene USP31). Bases 18 to 4034 code for a protein of 1338 amino acids. Lineage: Eukaryota; Metazoa; Chordata; Aves; Strigiformes; Tytonidae. The transcript has 17 exons. The record is from RefSeq and is a predicted model, not a curated record. Gene Ontology annotation, molecular function: cysteine-type deubiquitinase activity. Gene Ontology annotation, biological process: protein deubiquitination.
AUGCGCGCUGCGCCGCCAUGUCGCGGGCGAGCGGCUCCGCGCCGGCCGGCUGCGCCAAGGAGAAGCGCUCCUUCAGCAAGCGGCUCUUCCGCGGGCGGGCGGCGGGCGGCGGCGCGGGGUCGGCCCCGGCUCCCCCCGCUCCCCCCGCCGCCGCCCCGGCCCCGGCCCCGGCCCCGGCCCCGGCCGGGCGGUCGCUCGGCGGGUUCAUGAGCCGCGUGUUGAAGACCCUCUCCACCCUCUCGCACUACAGCAGCGAGCCCGAGCCCCGCGGCCCGCACGCCCCGCGCCUGCCCCCGCCGCAGGCGGCCGGCGGCCUGGGCAGCUGCUUCCCGCCGGGCCCGCCGCGCAGCCCCGAGCCCCCGCCGCGGCCCGCCGGCGGCCCCGAGGCCGUGCCCGGCGUGGCGGGGCUGCGCAACCACGGCAACACCUGCUUCAUGAACGCCAUCCUGCAGUGCCUCAGCAACACCGAGCUCUUCGCCGAGUUCCUGGCGCUGGAGCAGUUCCGCGGCGGGCAGCCCCCCGCCGCCGACCGCCCGCCGCCCGGCCCCGGCGAGGUCACCGAGCAGCUGGCGCAGCUGGUGCGGGCGCUCUGGACGCUGGAGUACACCCCGCAGCACAGCCGCGACUUCAAGAACAUCGUGUCCAAGAACGCGAUGCAGUACCGCGGGAACGCCCAGCACGAUGCACAGGAGUUCCUGCUUUGGCUUCUGGACAGAGUCCACGAAGACCUGAACAACGUAGUGAAUUACAGUGGCGUGCCCCCGCUCAAGCCACCGCUGGAGGAUGAUGUGCUGCUCGAGGGACCCGCCUUUCCAAUCAGUAGUACUUUCGUGCAGGAACUCUUUCAAGCCCAGUACAGGUCCUCUCUGACCUGCCCUCAUUGCCAGAAGCAGAGUAACACCUUUGACCCUUUUCUCUGCAUCUCUCUGCCGAUUCCUUUGCCUCAUACACGGCCGCUCUACGUCACCGUGGUGUACCAGGGGAAGUGCUCUCACUGCAUGCGGAUCGGGGUGGCGGUGCCCGUCUCCGGAACGGUGGCCAGGCUGCGGGAGGCUGUCUCCUCUGAAACCAAGAUACCCACGGAGCAGAUCGUGCUGACGGAGAUGUACUAUGAUGGGUUUCAUCGUUCCUUCUGUGAUACUGAUGACCUGGACACCAUUCAUGAAAGCGACUGCAUUUUUGCCUUUGAGACCCCAGAGAUAUUUAGGCCCGAGGGUAUACUCAGUCAGAGAGGAAUACAUGUGAACAAUAACCUGAAUAACUUGAAAUGUGGCACUGAGCACUCCCGAACAAUAUCUUACUCUCAAGGAACAGUGAAGUCUGGAAAACUGGAACAGUCCUCUACUAAAGCAGCAGCAAGCGACAAGAUUGUCUUGCUGGUGUGUAACCGAGCGUGCACUGGGCAGCAGAGCAAAAGGUUUGGCUUGCCUUUUGUGUUGCAUUUGGAAAAAACAAUUGCUUGGGAUAUUCUGCAGAAGGAAAUUCUGGAGAAGAUGCAGUAUUUCCUGCGGCCUGCAGCCUGCAUGCAGGUUUGCCCGUUCAGCUUGCGAGUGGUCAGUGUUGUGGGCAUAACAUACUUGCUACCUCAGGAGGAGCGACCCCUCUGCCAUCCGACAGUGGAAAGGGCAUUGAAGUCAUGUGGACAGGGGGGAACUGCUCAUGUGAAAUUAGUGGUGGAAUGGGACAAAGAAACUAAAGAUUACUUGUUUGUGAAUACGGAAGAGGAGUAUAUUCCAGACUCCGAAAGCGUCCGCCAGCAGAGAGAGCUUCAUCAUCAACCUCAGACCUGCACUUUAUCUCAGUGUUUCCAACUGUACACCAAAGAGGAACAGCUUGCCCCCGAUGACGCGUGGCGGUGCCCACACUGCAAGCAGCUGCAGCAGGGAAGCAUCACACUGAGCCUCUGGACCUUACCUGAUGUUCUCAUCAUACAUCUCAAAAGGUUUAGGCAGGAAGGAGACCGAAGGAUGAAACUUCAGAACAUGGUUAAAUUCCCCCUGAGUGGCUUGGACAUGACUCCUCAUGUUGUUAAACGCAGUCAGAGCAGCUGGAGUCUGCCAUCGCACUGGUCACCCUGGAGGAGACCUUACGGUCUCGGAAGGGAUCCUGAGGACUAUAUCUAUGACCUGUAUGCUGUCUGCAAUCAUCAUGGCACCAUGCAAGGGGGACAUUAUACAGCAUAUUGCAAAAACUCGGUUGAUGGCCAGUGGUACUGCUUUGACGACAGUGAUGUUCAGCAACUUUCUGAAACCGAAGUCUGCAAGCAGACAGCUUAUAUUCUUUUCUACCAGAGACGCACAGCAAUCCCAUCAUGGUCUGCUAACAGCUCUGUGGCAGGCUCCACAAGCUCCUCGCUCUGCGAGCACUGGGUCAGCCGUCUUCCUGGGAGCAAGCAGCCCAGCAUCGCUUCGGCAGCGUCAUCGCGGCGCACCUCGCUGGCCUCGCUCUCGGAAUCGGUAGAGCUGACUGGGGAGAGGAGCGAAGACGAUGGAGGAUUUUCAACUCGGCCGUUUGUAAGAAGUGUCCAGCGUCAGAGCUUGUCAUCCAGGUCCUCUGUCACCAGCCCCCUGGCAGUGAGUGAAAACGGUGUCAGGCCCUCGUGGUCACUCUCCGCAAAACUGCAGUUGCGCUCCAACUCUCCGUCACGCUUCUCCGGAGAUUCCCCCGUACAUACCUCGGCUUCCACCCUGGAGAAGAUCGGGGAGGCUGCUGAUGAUAAAGUCUCCACCUCCUGCUUCGGCAGCCUGAGGAAUCUCUCUAGCAGCUACUUGGAGCCCUGUGAUGGCAGUCGGCGAGAGCACAGGACGGCUCGCAGAGCUCCUCUGGCUGUCAUGGAAGGGGCAUUCAGGGAGGAGUCUGUUAUAAGGACAUCCAGCUCAGAUCUUUCAGACGGGUGUGGUAAAAGCUCUGUGCAGCCAGACGGGAAUUACCCUGCUUUGGACCCUUUUGAUAACAACAAUCAAAUCGCCUUUGUUGAUCAGAGUGAUUCUGUGGACAGCUCUCCAGUCAAGGAGGUGAAAGCCCUCAGUGGGACGGGGCUGGCUGCAGCGAAGUCAGAUGGCACCCCUAAGAAGGUUCACAGCUCCAAGGGCGUUUCUGAGCCAGACAAAAGUUUGAGGAAGGGAAGGACAGUCUUACCUACCCAAGAGGCCAAAGUCUCUCACUCUUCUCCUCCUCCACUAAAGAGUUCCCAGAAAGCUUCCCGAUCUAGAAGCAGGGCGGACUCCUCUAGAGCCAGUGGGCGACAUGGGUCUCCUGCUCCCACUCAGGUGAGGAAGGACCACAGCACGAAGCCCCUUGAGGUGGCUGUCCCAUCGGCUCAACAGAAGCAAAAGUCAGGUUCUUCUCCAUCCUCCACAGCUGCCAAGAAGCCCCCAUCAGGCUCAUUGACUAAGGGGUCUUCUGCUGGGAAGGGCCGGGCUUCAGACCGCAGCCUCAGCAGGGAGGGCUCCAAGAUAAGCCUGGGGUCAGACAAAACGAGCGUUACCAGCAGUUCAAGGACAAGCUCCCCACGGAUAAGCCACUCCAGGAGUGACAGCAGGGCCGUAGACAGCAAGCACGUGCGGAGUUCCUCUAUGGCCAACCUGCGGUCUCCAAAUGUUGGCGUGCGUUCUGGUUUGAAGAGGGACAGCAAGUCAGAAGAGAAAGGCUUGUCUUUCUUUAAAUCGGCCUUAAGGCAGAAGGAGACCCGGAGGUCAGCAGACCUGGGAAAAACAACGAUGCUCUCAAAAAAGGCAGGGAGUGGCAGUUCCAAGUCGGGCAGUAAAAGUGUGCUGGAAGACAAAUCGGAGAAAGGUGUUGUCCCACCAGCCUCUCAAACCAAUGCCAAUGUUACUGCAAAAGAAAAACUUGUCCCAAAAGAUGCCACACCCAACAAACAUUCUCUGCUAUCCAGUCGCAAGUCCAAGUCUUCCCAGCUAGAUCCCGGAGUCCAGCCUCCUCCUUCCAGUGGCAAGCAGGCUGCUGACAAGCCGCUGAAAAAAUUACCUUCCAGCAUGCAGGUGUCUGUACGGCCUUCUCUGGAACCUCAGUGAAAUGCUGCAAUCCAGGGAAAACCUGAUCAGUGUUCUGUAUGUAGCCUGGCAUUUUCCAUGUAACUUUAAUGAUGUGUUCUACGCGGUGAGAAGAGGCAGUCACCUGUAGCUGUACGAGCACUCAGAAAAAGAGGUUUUUGUUGAAUUUCCGUGCUAAGGCAGCAGUUUCCAGUGGUCAGCGUGCCGCCCGUACCGGUAGCGGGGCUUCUGCCUGCCGUCCCGGGAGGAGCCGCGCUUCCCCUCCGGGCCGCAGGACCGCGGCGCGUGAGCCGAGCUCCCGUGGGGCAGGGCCGUGGGGCAGGGCCGUGGGGCCCAUGGGGCAGGGCCGUGGGGCAGGGCCGUGGGGCAGGCCGGCCAGGUCUCGGUCUCGAGCAGCACGCUUGAGGUGCGGGACCCCCCUGUGCCCCCCGGCAGCAGCGGUGAGUGGCCGGGCGUCGGGCAGGUUCUGUGCCCGUCCCCCCAUGGUCGGCCGGCACGGAGGGGUUUGGAAACUACAUUCCAAAUAAUUUUACCUUUUUUUUGUUUCUAUCUUUUGUCAUUUGCCUACUAAUCCAAAAUAAUUUGGCAGUAUCUAAUGUUAUCUGAGGAGGGAACUGAAAUUUAGUUUUAAUCUGUGGUGAGAUGAAAGUACUACACGGUUUUCUUAAUAAAAGCACCAUAAAGCAUUUACUAUUAGGAGCUUUAUUUUGUAAAAUAAAAGUACCUGAAGGCUUGUACGAUAUCUAUAUUAGGUCUACAGGUUUAGGGAGUCUUCUGUUUUUUUAAAGGCGAUAGCACUCAAUUUAUCUGCAAAUAGUGUUUUUUAAAAGACACAGAUUAAAACUAAGUGUAAACACAAAUUCUGUUUCACUCUAGGCCCUGCAGCACAAACGCGUUGCAAGAAAGUUAGCGUUAGGCUUGUGUGGCAUUUGUGCAGUGCAAUAAGAAACCAUUUUUAGGUGCUACAUUGCCUUGGGUAGGGUGACGCAAGGGAAUACAGGCUACAAGUGGCUAGAUUAUUUUCUUGUGGCCUUCCAAGUAUUAAUUUGUACAGAUUUGCUCACCAACUGUGCCUCACCAUUGGUUAAAAUUGAAUUUUAAGUCCUGUUGCAAAUGCAGUUUCUCUUCUGGACACAAUGUCAGAUUUUACACUGGAAUAUCUACAGUUCUAAAAACUGCAUGUCACAUCACUGUACACUGAUACUGGGACGUGGGGCUUGCCCACACCUUUGAUAUUCUCUUCUGUAUUUUAAUGUUUUUGAACUGUACAGUAAUCUGGAAGGCAGGCUGUCUUUACUUGGGAUUGAACAUUGUACCAUAAAUUUUAAAUUAUUUGAGGACAAGUGCAUGAGACUGUGUCAAUGCCUUUUAUUAUUUAUUUGUAUGUUUUAUUAUUCAAGGUGUAUGCACUUUUAAUAUGCAGAAUUUAUAUUUUUAUGUUAAAAAUCAUUUUCUUUCAGAAAGAAGAGUUUGAAUAUGAGGAAUUGGAAUUAAGUGCAAAAAGGGGACUAUGUAAUAAAAUACAAUAAAUUUAUUACUAGGC